Molecule: messenger RNA, 1766 nt
Organism: Chaetomium fimeti
Lineage: Eukaryota; Fungi; Ascomycota; Sordariomycetes; Sordariales; Chaetomiaceae
Product: putative adipose-regulatory protein-domain-containing protein
Exons: 2
Coding region: 298-1395 (365 amino acids)
Biological process (GO): lipid storage; lipid droplet organization
Cellular component (GO): endoplasmic reticulum membrane
Source: RefSeq, a predicted model, not a curated record
GAUCGCGUUCAUGCUGUUGUUUCCUCUCGGUGGCUGCAGAAGUUGGUGAUUGGGACGACCCUGUUCGCCAUCGCGGGGGUCCUGCUCUACAUACCAGCAGCCGUCGGCUAUUUCUUUCUGUACUACAAGUACCUUCCGCGACUGGAGACAACCGUCCCGGUACAUUUGCAAUAUGGCGUCGGCCCCAACCCCUUCGGCAUCGCCUCCUUCAGGGGUAUCGCCAACCGCCAGGCCUACGACAUUGAAGUCUCACUUACUCUUCCGCGCUCCCCGACCAACCUUGACCGCGGCAACUUCAUGCUCGCGCUGCACCUCCUCUCACCAAGCGGCACUGCCUCCGACGCCAUCCCAAUUACCACCCCGAAAACCAUCCCCUACCUACUGCCCGCCCGGCCGCUCUCCGAUUCCUCAGCCCAAGAACCACCGUCGUCAUCAUCAUCAUCGUCCUCCUGGCACUCCCUCGACGCCCUCCUCCAACCAACACGCCUAGACCUCCCCUCUUUCCUCGCUUCGCACACCAUCGUGCACACCACAGCGCGGCCGGCACUGAUUCCCUACGUCGACCCGCUCGCGUCGCUGGCGUCGCGCGUGCUCUUCCUAGGCUACCACCUGCUCGCCCCGCGCGGCGCGGCCGCCGUGCGCCUGACCGUCCCGAUGGCCGAGGGCCUGGCCUUUGCCGUGCCGCGCCGCGACGCCGCCCGCGUGCUGCCGGACAGCCUGCUGCUGGAGGUCCAGGCCGGCCAGGCCAUCCAGGUGUACGACGCCCGCGUGACGCUCGUCGCCAGGCUGCGCGGCCUGCAGGGCUUCAUGUACCGCUGGCGCGUCACCGCCUUCGUGCUGUUCACGGCGGCGUUCUGGAUGACUGAGAUGGUGGUGAUGGCUGUGGUGUUGGUUGUGGUAGGGGUCAAACUUGGGGGGCGGGGAGAGGAGGGUGAUGGGGAGGAGGGCAAGGAGGGGAAGGAUGGCGGGGAGGACGGGAAUGGGGCCUCCGGGGACGCUGGGGACGCUGGGGACACUGGUGGGUAUGGGGACACUGAUGAGUAUGGGGAUAAUGGGGACCAGAGUGGUGGUAGUGAGGAUGACGAAAAGGGGGAUUUGGGGACAGAGGUAGCCAAGGACCGGGAAAGGAGGAUUAAGGCCGAGGGCUCGCUUUCUUCUGCUCCAGAGACGAGGACGGUAAAGAAAGAGGAAGAGGGGGCGCGGUCGAUGGCGGAUGUUCCCUCUUACCCCACCGGGUCGAGUACGGAAGCAGGUGAUGAAGAUGAGGGGAAGCGGGAGGAGGGACCUGAGUCGAAGGAUACAGGGACUCGGUCUAGUAGUAGCCAAGUGACGGAAGGGGUCGCGAGAAGGAGAUUUCUCUUGUCGAGGGAGGACAAUUCAGUAAGUGGAGAUUAACUAAUGGUGUUCAGAUGUUGUAUCGUUGAAUUAAAGACGGGUACCUAAUCAGUUAAGCAGUAACUAUGAACGGACAUCCUUAGCAUAUCGCACCAAUGCCAGCCAAGUAAUUAAGAAGCAAAAAUGCAACUCCUGAAUGUUGUCAAGCAGGUCGUUGUCGAAAGCCUCCGAUCAGCAGCAGGGAACUCGAUGACAGCAUCAUGAUGACUGCACAUUGACAUGUCAGGCACCAGGAACGGCGCUGCCAACUCAUUCCAAUGCCGCUGGGCACUGUGUUGGCGGCUUCGACAAAACGCCCAAAGCGGGGCUGGACAUCUCAUCUCAGUGCUCAACUUGAACUCAAUAAUCAGAAAAAGCUCCUCGAGGCUGCU